This is a messenger RNA of Arvicanthis niloticus (Nile rat), 330 nucleotides long. Lineage: Eukaryota; Metazoa; Chordata; Mammalia; Rodentia; Muridae. The record is from RefSeq and is a predicted model, not a curated record.
AUGCCUAAGGAGCAGCAAGAGGUGGUUGUACGGGGUGAAGGAGGGCACAUCUCAACUCCCGUGACAACCACCACAGUCAACAUGCCUUCUGAGAUCUCCACGCUUGAUCAUGUGGUCUGGUUCCUGCUCAAUACACUCUUCAUGAACUUCUGCUGCCUGGGUUUCAUAGCAUAUGCCUACUCUGUGAAGUCUAGGGACAGGAAGAUGGUGGGUGAUGUAAUUAGGGCCCAGACCUAUGCCUCCACUGCUAAGUGCCUGAACAUCAGCUCCCUGAUCUUCACUGUCCUUAUGGCCAGCGUCAUCAUCAUUGUCUAUGCCACUAGAAAAUAG